Sporisorium graminicola is the source of this 633-nucleotide messenger RNA. RefSeq lists its product as uncharacterized. Bases 1 to 633 code for a protein of 210 amino acids. Gene Ontology annotation, biological process: transmembrane transport. Lineage: Eukaryota; Fungi; Basidiomycota; Ustilaginomycetes; Ustilaginales; Ustilaginaceae. The transcript has 2 exons. The record is from RefSeq and is a predicted model, not a curated record. Gene Ontology annotation, molecular function: transmembrane transporter activity.
AUGUACUAUUCGACUGGCGAUCAGGGCCGUCGAAGCAUUUCGGACGACCUUGUGGUCCGCAAAAUCUCAACGCUGGGCGCAACGGCUGGUACUGUAAAGAAUUUUGCAGCCGACGGCGAACUUAUCUUGCUGCCCACUCCCACCAACGAUGCCAACGAUCCCUUGAACUGGUCUCGAGCAUACAAAUGGUACAUAACCUGUAUCGUGUGUAUGGGCGCUUUCAUGUCCAACUUGACCACAGCCGGCCCGAGCAUUGCCAUACUUCAGACAGGCAUGAGCUUUGGCACUACACCCGCCACGACUGCCUACCUUUUCACCGCAUCCGCUCUCAUGCUCGGAGCAUCCAUGUUCUGGUGGUCUCCCUUGGCGAGCAAGUUUGGAAAGCGACCCAUCUACGUGUUUUCCUAUGUCAUCUACUGUGGUACCUGCUUUGCGGCUGGCGGAUGCAAGACAUUUGGCUCACAGCUGGCCGUUCGCAUCAUCAUGGCAGCAGCGGCAGGCGCCGGUGAAAUGCUUGGUCCGCUUACCAUCAACGACAUCUGGUUCUUACACGAAAGGGCCACUCCCAUGGCGGCCUACAAUGCUUUCCUCUCGGUAGGCGUUAGGCUGCAAAGUCUGAUAAGGCCUAACUAA